GAUUUUGAAUUGAAACCCCUACCCAAAGCUAAGUUAAUUUAGCACCUCUACGACAACAGCAGAGGAGGACCCUGGAUCUACGCAGGUGGAUUGAAUUAGAGUACACAACUUUAUUCGUUGUGAAUUGGCAUUGGUCUAGAAUUGAUUGUUGAAAUUGUUGGAAGGUAUUUCUAACACAAGUAUAGAUUUUAUUCGCGGUUAAUUGGAAUACUGUUAUAGUUUCCCCCUCCGUGUAUUGAUUAUACUUCUACUAGUUUAUAGAUACAGGCAUUGGGUAUUCCCUUAGUGUUUGUGUGUUUUCUGGUAAAAGUCUUGGCCUACAAGUACAAUUUGUUUUUGAAAAAAGAAAAAAAAACAUUUGAUAAAUUUAUUGAACUUUAUUAAAUUAAAAGUUAACAAGGGAUAAAAUGAAGCCAAAUUCAUCUCGUCCUCAUAGACAGAACUCCACCAAUGGAGGCCAACGUAGAACUGGUCAACGUGGUGGCUCCGGUAGUGCCACUAGUAGUACUGGAAGUGUCAACAACAGUUUCUCUAGGCAACAGCAUGCCAAUGAAUCUGAAAAGCUGAUUAAUGACAAAUUAGUUCAUUUGGUGGCGAAUUCGGUUGGUCGUCCAUGCAUUGUAACCGUUACAUCUGGUGCUAGAUACUUGGGACUUCUUCUCAGUGCUGAUUUGUCAUCUUCAGAUCCAGCAAUCCAGGGAGGUAGUCCAUCCCCCUUAUCUGUGAUCAUUCAAAAUCCUCGUCUUUUUUCAAAGGCAUUGAUUGAUGAACCAAAUAAAGUAGAUAGUCUUCCUGAAAAAUUGAUUAUCCAAUCUAAGGACUUAAUGGAUUUGGAAGUUCAAGAUGUUGAUUUAUCUUUAAAAUCUGGAACUUCAACAACUUCAAAUUCAACUGCAACUUCUUCCAAGUUCAAAACAGACACUGAUAUAUCCGGUAAAGGUAGAGUUAAGGAACGUGAACUUCAAAGGUGGGUUCCUGACGAUGACUCCGCUAUGUUGACAUUGGAAGAUGAUGGUGGACAUUGGGAUCAAUUCAAAGUAAAUGAAGAAAAAUUUGGGGUUGAAUCAACUUAUGACGAACAUUUGUAUACCACUAGAAUUGAUACAUCAGCUCCAGAUUAUCAAGACAAAUUGAAGUACGCUGAAAGACUUGCUAAGGAAAUCGAAGGACAAGUGACUAGUGAUCCGCAUAUGUUGGAAGAAAGAGGAAUUGAAGUUGAUGAUAGUGGGGUUGAUGAAGAAGAUAAAUAUUCGGGAGUUGAUAGAAGAGGUGAUGAAUUAAUGGCUGCUUUAAGAAAUGCAAGCAUUAGUAAAGGAUCAGAAGUUGAAAGAGGGCCAGGUAAAUAUGUCCCUCCAAGACAAAGAGCGGCCCAAUAUCAUGAUGAUCCAGCUAUUAUUGCAAGUUCAGCUACCAUUCAAAAGAACAAGGAUCACGAGUCUUCCAAGGCAAACAAACCAGACUCAAUUCCUGCUAAACCUCAAGUUGGUCAAGUGAAUGAAUCUUUCCGAUUGAAUGCACAAAGUGAAAUCAAUUCAUUGCGUGAAUUUAGUGCAAACUUUAAAAUUCCUCACAAACUUCCACAAGAUUUAUUACCAAUUUUAUCGAAAGAUAAGUUGAAGCAAGAUGAAAUUGUAAAGAAGCAAGUGGAAGAACAAGCGAAGAAGGAUGAGUUAUUGAAGAAGGAACAACAGAACAGUGGUAAGUCUCUGGCAUCGGUGACACCUGUACCAUCUUCCACUCCUGCUCCUAGAAAAAAGAUGGAUCCUACCAAGCCUGCUUUCAAAUUGAAUCCAAAUGCUGCAUCUUUUACUCCAUCUAAAACUCAAUUGGCACCAGCACCUCCAUCUUCCAAUUAUAACAAGUCUCCUAAUAAUCCAUCCCCUAGAAUCAACCAUCAAAGGCCAUAUUCAGGUAAUACCAGUAGCGGGUCAUUAAUGAGUACUAAACGUCAUCAUCAUAUUUCAGCCUCUGACUUUUUUGGUGGUGCUGAUAAAGUCCCCACAAAGAAAGGACAAGAGAAAAAAGUUAAAGAUUUCAAACUUGCAUUCAAUAUGUUCUUCACUGUAAAGGAAAAAUCGGAAGAAAAGACCGGUCCAGUUUUGUUUGAAAGGACUUUCAUUACACCACCUACAUGGGAAUCUACCGUUGAUGAAACCCAUGAUAGAUUAUUCCCAUCUCCCAAUGGUGCCAAUCCACCUACACCAGUGAUACCUGGCGCGCCUACUUUACCAUAUUUGCCUGGUCCAAUGAUGGGUGCUCCUAAUGGAAAUCCUGGAAAUAUGAUGGGUGGUUAUCCAGGAAGUCCUGGAAAAUUCCCAAUGUCUCCACAACAACAACAUCAGCAACAAGUUGCUGCUGCUGCAAUGGCAGCUGCUCAUUUCCAACAACAACAAUUUCAAGCUGCAAUGAUGUAUCAACAACAACAUCAACAGCAACAAUUUGGUGGUGGAAUUCCUCCGGGUCAACCACACAUGCAAAUGUAUGGACCUAAUGGAGAGCCAGCAUUCCUCCCACCAGGUGGGUUUAUGGGAGGAGCUCCUGGUAAUUUUGUUGGUCCCGGUAGUCCUGUAAAUGGACAAAUAGUGAUGAGUCCAACACAAUUCAAUCCAGGAAGUAACGGUGCUGAUGGUAACUCAAAUAAUCCUAGUAAACAUAGUGGAAAUGCUGCACCAAAUUAUCAAAAUGGAGGAAGGAAGAUUGCAAAUAACAACCACAAUGCACCUACUGGAUCUGGAAAAAAGGCUCGUAAUGGUGCAGAAUAAUCGAAGGAUUGGCUAUCUAGGUCAAUCCUUUUGAUAAGAAAUUGACCUAAAUGAGCCAAUUUAUUAUUUUUACUUUUUCAAACUUAGUAGAUUUAGGUAGGUAAGUAAAAAGCAAAA
Molecule: messenger RNA, 2879 nt
Organism: [Candida] anglica
Lineage: Eukaryota; Fungi; Ascomycota; Pichiomycetes; Serinales; Debaryomycetaceae
Source: the annotation of a GenBank genome assembly